CAUAUGAAAGGCAAACACUGUGUGAAUGCUGUGAAUAAGUGCUGAGAAAUGCCUUUCAUUUGAUAAGAGAAAUACAUUUUUUGAUCACAAAAUUGGCGUUUCAUUGACUAAAAGUUGUGUUCAAUUAACUCAACCCUCGAUUUCAUUAUCUAAUCGUUGAUCUCAUAUGUAAUGCAAGACAAUAGCGACCAAAACAGUAACGAUGAGCACCACUACAGACGCGCCGUCAGCUUAGAUCCCACCAUCGCUUCCACGACAGCACCCGAGACGGCGAUCACCUCUUCGGCCACUGUUUACGAGAACCCACUCUUCGUGGGUCAGGACAACGACCAGACGGUCGACGCCAGGGGUUCGUCGCUGAGGAGGCAGGUGUCAGAGCCCGCACGCAAUCGACACCAGAUUGUCACUAACGUUGUCACCAGAGCUGAAUCCAUCAAAUCAAUGGCUGUGAGAACCGGUCAACAGAUCUUAGGUAUCAAUCCAGACAAUGACACAAACGAUAACGUUUGGGACCAAAGAAGACGACGACUUCUUCGUAAUUAUGGAAAAUUGAAACAAACGGACCCGCCAGCCAUUCAAAUGAUAGCCCCAUUGACGGCACAAUCUCCAGGUUUUGAUGAAACGGACGGUUUAUCGCGAACUAACAAAAUGACAGCAUUUUCAGACAAUCGAGACAUGAGUCCCGAAGACAUCGCUCGAAAGCCAGCCCUAAAAGUGACAAUGAAAGCGACCGCUUUGGCAUACAAUGCGAUAAAGAAAAGAUUUUCAAACCGUAACGAACAGCAUAUCGUGAGAACCGGAGAGAUUGCCGAACACUUGUAUGAAAGGGGCGACGGAUCGCAGACAUUGACCGCUGAUAGUGUCUUCUAUCCAUCGGCCGAAUUAAUGGGUCAAAUCGAUGACAACUUCUUUGUUAAACCACCAGAAGGUGUCUCACGAGAAGAAGUGGUUUCAAGAGAAGAAGUGGAUGCGUUGACAAGUCAUCCGAUGGCGCGUAUGGCAAACAAAUGGUCGAUUCACAGACAAAUCUCAGUUAAGGAGAAGAGUAUUCCCAAACAGAUAAUAGAUUCAAUGCUUAAGACCGAUAACUCGAAUCGUCGCGAAUUUGGUUUAGGGUUUAUCGACAGACUUUUGGGUCGAAAACCGAAGAAAAACCUUUCGAGAGAUGAUAGAAAAGGAUUGAAUACCUUUAACGACCACAUCGACGACUUUCGGCCAUAUUUUACUUAUUGGAUAACAACCGUUCAGAUUCUGAUUCUUAUAAUCUCGUUGAGUGCCUACGGUUUCGGACAUUUUGGUCUCGGAAUAGAACAGAUUAAUGGUUUGGUUUACGUCAAGAGUCUAUCCCUCCAACAGGUCGACUAUUUUGAAACACAAAACUUUUGGGGCGGACCGCGAGCUGCUGAUUUAAUACAUUUGGGCGCUAAGUAUACUCCGUGUAUGAGAAAGGAUCGCAAAGUCUAUGAGAUUAUAGAUGACGAGAGAAACCAAGAGAGAAAGACCGGGUGUUGUAUAAGGAAUGAUGGGUCGGGUUGUGUUCAGACUUACCGGGAUAAGUGUUCAGUAUUGCUGUCCACAUUUGUCAAAUGGCACGGCGGAGACCUCGAUAAUAAUGGCCGCGUUUCCGGUCCCGUUUGCGGUCAAGACCCGCGCUUCUGCGCACAGCCGGCAUCUAUCGAUCCCUACCAAUGGCCCGACGAUAUAACUAAAUGGCCGGUGUGCCGAAAAACUUCUGCCAAAACUGCUUUCCUUUCUCAUAUGAAAUGCGAACUAAUAGGCCGUCCCUGUUGUUUGGGUGUCAGCGGCGAGUGUCACAUAACGACGCGAGAGUUUUGCGAUUUUAUCAAAGGGUUCUUUCACGAAGAGGCGACUCUUUGUUCACAAGUGUCGUGUAUGAAAGACGUUUGCGGAAUGAUUCCGUUCUACACUGAGGACAGUCCGGACCAGUUCUACCGAAUAUUCACACCAAUCUUCUUACACGCGGGUCUGCUUCACAUCGCUAUCACUAUAAUCUUCCAGUACUUUAUAAUGAAAGACAUUGAGAAGUUGACGGGUUGGGCGCGAAUGGCCACCAUUUACUUAACGUCGGGUUUUACCGGCUAUUUAGCGAGCGCUGUAUUCCUGCCAUUCAGGCCAGAGGUGGGACCGGCGGGUAGUCUCUACGGAGUGAUGGCUUACUUUUUUGUGGAACUUUACCAAAUGUGGAAAAUUUUGGAGAAGCCGUACUUUGUAUUAGCGAAACAGUUGGCUGUGGCUCUGGUGCUGUUAUUCCUGGGAUUCCUGCCGUGGAUUGACAAUUACGCUCACGUCACCGGUUUUGUAAUCGGAGGCCUCUUAUCGUUGGCUUUAAUACCGAGUAAUAUGAAGGCCGAAACCCGAACCAAACAUAUAGUGAUUAAAAUAUGUUGCUUCGCCGCCGUUCUGCUCAUUAUAAUCACUCUCUUCGUACUCCUAUAUAAUGUUCCCAUUUAUGACUCGAAAAUAUUUAAGUACUUUAAUUGCAUUCCGUUUACAUCUGACUGGUGUGCCAACCAAGACAUUCAAGUCAAUAGAAUUGAUAUCUUGUAAAUCAGAUCACAAAGUCUUUAUGUGUUAAUUAAUUGUUUAGUUUAGUUCCUGUUUUCCAUAUAUUGUAUAAAAUGUAAAAAUUAGUUCAUAAAUCAUAUGCAAGUGCUUUAGUCAAUGGAUUGGAGUGUCGGCCCUCCAUAUCCCUGAUUACUUAUUUUUGCAAUCAUUAAAUUAUUACAAUUUUAUUAUUACCUCAAGUUUUUAAAAUUUAUAACAUUAAUUAAAA
Medioppia subpectinata is the source of this 2794-nucleotide messenger RNA. The record is from the annotation of a GenBank genome assembly. NCBI's taxonomy places the organism in Eukaryota, Metazoa, Arthropoda, Arachnida, Sarcoptiformes, Oppiidae.